AUGCGAAUGAGGGGAAAGAUGGAAAAUAAGGCAAAUAAGGAAAAUAUGCCAAGUGAUUCAUAUAAUCCUUUAAGGGAAAUAUCACACGGAAGGAAGUGCCAAACCGUUAGCAAUUUCGCUUCCUUAAGUGGAGGAAAAAAAAAAAAGAGUUGCGUUAUGAAGGAAAAGAAAGUCCAACAGAGAAUAACUUACAAACUGAGAUCACCGUUGCAGGCGAAAAAAAAAAAAAAAAAAUGUGCCAGCCAAGUGCAAGCUGAACGAGUGCCAUGUCAAGAGCCAGAAACAGAUGAACAACAUAAUCAUAACCAAAAAAGCAACAAUUUAUUCGCCUUUAAGGAGAAAGAAAAAAAGGCAAAUAAGCCUGGUUACGAGAGAAACACUAUUUGUGUAGAAAAAAAGGCGAGUAAAAUACUUUAUGAGAAAGGAGGGAACACAGUAUCGGAUGGUCAAAAAAGCGUAAGCACAUUUUGCGAGGAGGAAGAUACACCCCCAACAGGUGAACGAACACCCGAAAGGGAAAAAAGCAAAGCAGCCCUUAAAAAAAAAAAAAAAAAAGCACAUGCUGGGAAUAAAAAAAACAAGGGAGAGAAGUACGAAGAUAUUGUUUCAAAACUGUGGGAGUGCAAAAAUGUUUCUCUGAUAAAUUUUUUAAAAAAAAUUAAAAGAGAAAAAUUUCAAUCCACAGCCCAGAUACUUAACGAGAAAUACUUGGAGAGAAGAAAGAAAAAGAGGGAUCAACGGGGGUGUAAAAAAGAAGGUGCGAAUUACUGGGAGCAACAAGGAAGCAAAAGCUGCGACAUUGGUGGAAAUAGGAACCAAACCCCAGCCGUGAAAAUUCAACGGAUGAAUAUACCGAAUAAUGAUUGCCCCUUGGAGGGAAGCCAACCAGCAAUAGAAAAAAGUAAAAAUAUUAAUGAGAGGCACAAAUCAUGUCAAGAAAGAAACAACCCAUCCAACGUACUACAAAUGGAAGGUGGAAAUAGCAAUACAUUUUACGACACACAAGGUGAUAAAUAUUAUGUGAAAAUUAACAGUAACGAAUGCACACAAAAUGUUGACAUAGACCAGGACUUCUUUUAUGAUCGGAGUAGACACAAGGGAAGAGAGAUGUCCAAGGAAGAGGUGCAAUGUAACCACUCAUCCAUCAGCAUCAAAGUGAAAAAGUUUUUCUUAAUUUUUUGCAAUGGCUGUUUAGUUGUAUUUUUGGGGGUCAGCAAUAACAUAUGCGGUAGGAUGAGGAAUCGAGUACUGAACAACUUUGACAGCUUAACUGCGUCGUAUAAUGCUAUAGCCUAUGUGAUGAUUUAUUUAGUUCUUUGUAUUAUUUACUGUAAGUCAAGGAGCAUUACCAAGGAGCACUGGUCUUAUAUAUAUCCUUGCUUGCGUAGAUAUUUUAGGAAAAGGGAGAAAGGCUCUGAUGUGAGACAGAUAGAAAAAGAAAAGGGGGAACCGAAGCAGGAGAGCGAUUGGACCAUUGAUAUGAGGGAUCAAGAGACAAUCAAGAGAAAGAAGAAAAUCAUGAAGCUGUUCUACAUUCACAAGAAAAGGAUAUACGAGCCGCUUCUGGAGAAGGGCAAGGACGACGUGGAGGUGGGGAGCUCCGGCGCCAUAAGUAGCAGCAUAAGCGGUAGCAUCGAUAAUAGCAGAUGCAGUAGCAGGUGUUGCAACAGAAAGGGUGGCCAUAUUGAUAUCCCCAGUGAGCAACCAAGUGUCGGUCUAUGUGGAGGGCGAAGUAUCUCCAAGAGUGAAGGAGCGAGUGCACGUGCAAAGCCAAGCCAAGUAAAAGACGCACGAGCCGGGCAAGACAAUACCCUCCACAGCGGUAGCGCACUAAACAUAUGUGAGCCCAGUUCCCAUGAGAUGAAAGAAUAUAAUGAUGAAAAAACGAACACUUUGUGUCCCUGCCGUAAUGCCAUUGUGGAGAACUCCGAUGCGGAGGAAGUAUACUCAUUUAGUAAGCAAGACAUAAAGGAUAUACUAGAACAUCACCAACAUGAUAAAUCGUACAAAGAUGCCCUUCGCUGCAGAGAGACGACGGAGAAUGGAUUGUUUUCAAAUGUAAAAAAGAAGUGGAGAAACUUGGGAGCAUACAAGUAUAUAGUCGUCAUAGCUUUAUUGGACAUAAUAUCAAACACAUUGUAUUUUGUGUCUCAACUAGCCAUUCCGCUAACCAUUCUACUGCUCCUGAAUCAGUUGAAUUUUAUCUUCUCCAUUAUAUUAUCAUACUUCAUUUUAAGAAGGAAGUAUAACAUUCAUCAUGCAUUGUCAGUCAUUAUCGUUAUAGUAGGUUUCCUCUUCUUCUACAUCCCCUACGUGUACAAGGAAGACACAGUUAUUACGAAGCAGACGAUGGUCAGCUAUUAUAUGAACUCCAAUUUUUAUCUAAAUGUGAAUGAUGCAUUGAAUAGCAGUUCUAGCUAUUUUAACAGAUUCUACCCUUGUAAUGAACCCAGCUCCAGUACGACAAGCCCGUUUGGCAUAUUCGCAUCUAUCCUUUUUUGUGUGCUCUCCAUUUUGCUAACAUCAUAUGGUGGGAUUCUCAGGGAAAUAUUCUUCUCCGAGUAUAUAAAAGGAAGAGAAAAGCGUCACAAGGUAAUCAGCUUAAGGAAGGGUAAAACGAAAUGUUCUCAAUACUGUAGUGCCAUCUGCGCUCCAGAGCUUGGUGUACCACAGAAUGUUUUCUGCGAAAUCGACACAGAAGGAAGAACAUCCUCUGGAGAGAGUAACAAACAGGAGAGAAAGCACGACCACUCGGAGAAAGAAACUCUCGUUGAGUACCCCCUUUUUAAUAAACCGACGAAUAUCUAUAAAAAUGGAUACAUGGUAAAUGUAAAACAGUCAACUGUAAGCUUCCAACAGGGAGAUGAUGAAUUGUUAAGUGGAGUGUCUGUGUCUCAGGCAAAUCGUAUCAUGGAUGGGGUUGAUAGUGCCGAGGGACAUUUUACGUCUCCCUGCCCGAUGUGUGGGAAAGGUGGGGCGCAAGCGGACGCAUCCAAGGGUGGGCUGGAUAUUAUGGAGAACAAACCGCUUCAUAAUAUUGUUGAAGUAGAAAAAGUUACUCCCAAAUGUGAAAGAGUGCAGAAAAGGAAGAAAGGAAGAAGCGGUUCUGACAAGAUGAGCGUUAUACUUUUGUCUUUCAACAUUUCGUUAAUCCAAAUUUGUUUGCUUCCAAUGAUAAUAUAUUUUCAACUGCUAUUUAACAACGACAAGGACGUUUCUUACUUGCUAUACAUCAAAGACAGUAUCCAGUGUUUUUCAGGACAAACGAUGGAGAAUAACUCCAACUGUAAGUACUCCUUUGGUGUGUACAGUCUAUAUAUAGUGGUGAACGCUAUUUUCAAUUUGAGUGUUUCCUCAUUUUACAGCAACUACUCUUCAGCCGAAUGUUUCUUAAUUUUGAAGUCCUCAACUCCGCUUACUCUGGUCGUUUUAUAUUUUUACGACUUCCCGUUUAUCCUGGAGAGUGACAAAUAUUUUUCCAUUUAUUUUUUGAUCAGCAUAGUGAUUGUUUUUACUGGCGUGAGUUACUUCUUUUAUCAGAGCGUCGCGUCAGAUAAAAAAAAAAAAAAAAAAAAAAAAAAGGUGGCCACGUAA
This is a messenger RNA of Plasmodium knowlesi strain H, 3594 nucleotides long. RefSeq names its product conserved Plasmodium protein, unknown function. NCBI's taxonomy places the organism in Eukaryota, Apicomplexa, Aconoidasida, Haemosporida, Plasmodiidae. Gene Ontology annotation, biological process: transmembrane transport. Gene Ontology annotation, molecular function: transmembrane transporter activity. The coding region runs from base 1 to 3594 and encodes 1197 amino acids. The transcript has a single exon. Gene Ontology annotation, cellular component: membrane. The record is from RefSeq and is a predicted model, not a curated record.